ACAUGUUCUUAAACACCGUAUAUGCCUUAUUGGCAAAGCCACAUUUUGCGUACAUGUCAAUAACUGCAUUGCAAACUUGCACGUUCAUGUCUAGCUUCUCUCCCAUGAUAUAACCGUGAACCUUUUCGCCUUCUUUCAAAGCACCCAAUUGCGAACACGCCGAGAGAGCCCCAAGAACAGUGAUUUCAUUAGGCUUCCAACCCUCUACCCGCAUUCCAUUAAACAACUCUAUAGCUUCACUGGGUCGACUUCCCUGAGCCAGCCCAGCAAUCAAAGCGUUCCACGAGGCAAUAUCUCUGACAUCCAUUUCAUCAAAUACCUUCUCGGCACUAUCAAGAUCGCCAGAUUUAGCGUACACGUCCAACAAAGUAGUCAUCAAGAGAGCGUCGGCAUAGAAUCCAAAUCGCACAACUUGAGAAUGUAUCUGCAUGGCCUCGGAGCGAGCCAGCAUACGUGCACAUGCCUUGAGAGCGAAUGAGCAGGUGAGCGCAUCCACUCUGCAGGACUGGCGCGACAUGGUUCCGUACCACAAGAUGGCCCUCGUGGGUUCGGGGCCGGCGGCGAGGCCCCGAACGACGGCGUUCCAAUCAUUAGUUGAUGGAUUUUGGAUGUGUCGGAAUAGGUGGGUGGCGUAAGAGAGGUCACCAAAGGGGGAGACGGCGCAGAGCUCGAGGAGUUUGGUACGGGAGGGAGAUAAGAGAAGUUGGCCGGUGGUUAUGAAAUGGACUUGGAGCUGUUUGAUGUGAGAGAGAGAGUUGCAUUUCUGUAUCAACGACUCAAGAGAGUGAGAAGAGGAUUUCAGCAUAUAAGCCUGAUGGAUUUCAGCAAUGGUUCUGUAUCAAAUGAUCGUCGGAAGGUUCACAAGUCUGCCUUUGAUAGUGCAGAUCGGCUAUCUGUUUCUUUGUUGAAGACUUCUCCCAAGUCUCCAAUGUCCCCAAAGUCACCAAGGUCUCCAAAGGUGCAAGGAAAACAUAGCCCAUUCAAGCAUGACAGGUCUUCACAUUCUCCAAAAGACGGGCGUCCUAAAAAAAGUGGUUAUGGGGGAAAAGGUACCUGGGGAGGGUUACUUGAUACAGAUGGUUCCUAUUUUCUUGACCCUAAUGACCCAAACUAUGAUAGCAGUGAGGAAUGCGAACCUUUAGAUGCAGGAAAGUCGACAGGGGAUUUUGAGGAGUACAAAAAGAAGGCUAUCAUAAUAGUGGAGGAAUACUUUGUCACCGAUGAUGUAGCCUCAACUUCGAAUGAAUUGAGAGAACUUGGAAACCCUCGCUAUAGCUUCUAUUUUGUCAAAAAACUUGUGUCGAUGGCUAUGGAUAGGCAUGACAAAGAAAAAGAAAUGGCUGCUGCUCUGUUAUCUUCGCUAUAUGCCGAUGUCGUUGACCCCCCACAAGUUUACAAAGGCUUCAGUAAAUUGGUAAAAUCUGCUGAUGACUUGAUUGUGGAUAUACCAGACACAGUUGAUGUUCUUGCUUUGUUCAUUGCUCGAGCUGUGGUUGAUGACAUACUUCCUCCUGCAUUUCUGACUAAAGAAAUGGCUUCAUUACCUAAGGAUUCAAAGGGGAUUGAAGUCUUGAAAAGGUGUGAGAAGGGAUAUUUAGCAGCCCCUCUUCAUGCAGAUUUGAUUGAGAGGCGGUGGGGAGGUAGCAUGAAUAAAACAGCUGAGAAUGUGAAGGCUAGGAUUAUAAAUUUGUUGAUGGAGUAUGUAGUGAGUGGUGAUACGAAAGAGGCUUGCAGAUGCAUCAACGAUUUGAAAGUUUCAUUCUUCCACCAUGAAAUAGUUAAAAGGACUCUUAUAAUGGCAAUGGAGAGACCGCAAGCUGAAGGACGGCUACUGGAUUUGCUGAAGGAAGCUGUGGAAGAGGGUUUAAUCAACUCAAGUCAAAUAUCAAAAGGCUUCGGUCGGAUGAUUGACACGGUCGAUGACUUAUCACUUGAUAUACCUAAUGCGAGGGAAAUAUUGCAGUCACUGAUCUCCAAGGCAGCAUCAGAGGGAUGGCUGUGUGCUUCAUCUUUGAAGUCACUUAAAGUGGAGCCAGGAAAGCAAGCAUUAGAUGUUGGCUCUGCCAAAAUAUUCAAGAUGAAGGCUCAAUCUACCAUUCAAGAAUACUUCUUGUCUGGUGAUAUAUCAGAGGUAAGUAGUUUUCUAGAAUCGGAAGACAAGACUUGUUCAGCAGAAUUGAAUGCUCUCUUUGUUAAGAAACUGAUAACUCUAGCAAUGGACCGGAAGAGUAGGGAGAAGGAAAUGGCUUCCGUGUUGCUGUCGUCUCUGUAUUUCCCAGCUGAGGAUGUUGUAAAUGGGUUCACAAUGUUGAUAGAAUCUGCCGAUGACACUGCUCUGGAUAACCCAGUUGUGGUUGAGGACCUUGCAAUGUUUUUAGCUAGGGCAGAAGUGGAUGAAGUACUGGCUCCACAACACUUGGAAGAGAUUGGAACCCAGUGUGUAGGGCCGGAGUCAAUUGGGAACAAAGUACUUCAAAUGGCAAGGUCAUUGCUAAAGGCUCGACUUUCAGGGGAGCGGAUCCUAAGGUGUUGGGGUGGUGGGGGAAGCAGCAGGCCUGGGUGGGCAGUCGAGGAUGUCAAGGACAAGAUUGGAAAGCUGCUAGAGGAGUUUGAGUCUGGAGGAGACAUUAGAGAGGCUUGUUGCUGCAUAAAGGAGUUAGGCAUGCCAUUUUUUCACCAUGAGAUUGUCAAGAAAGCUCUGGUGACAAUCAUGGAGAAGAAGAACGAAAAAUUGUGGAGUUUACUCGAGGAGUGUUUUGGCUCUGGACUCAUAACCAUGAACCAGAUGACUAAGGGUUUUGGGAGGGUUUUUGAAUCACUCGAUGACUUGGCUCUGGAUGUUCCUGAUGCAAAGAAACAGUUCACAAAUUAUGUUGAAAGAGCAAAGAUUGCUGGGUGGUUGGAAUCAUCAUCCUAUUUCAGCAAAUCAGAGCAUGCAACGAGCACACACUAAUAGUCCUGAGGCCUUUUGAAGCAAAGAGUUGGAUGUGGCAUGGAUGUUUUUCUGAAGCAAUGGCGAGGAUAUGGAGCCAAUUUAAUGGAGUUUUUUCCUUUCUAGUAUGUGGUAGUUUUUAUCAGGAAACGAAUAGCCCGAAAUUACAUGUACAAACAUCUGGUAGUUUGAUUGAAUUAUUCAUGUACGCAGACAGCCGAUGAGAUUUAUGUGGGAUCUAAACAAGUUUAGACAAACUAGAUAAUUUUACAUCUUUGUGUUGCAUGAAUGUGGAGGCUGAAGUUCUGGGAUGUAUGCCUUUUUUUUCCUUGAAAUUCAUGUAUAUUGCAUGGUAGGUUUUGCUGCA
Messenger RNA from Carya illinoinensis, 3299 nucleotides. RefSeq names its product MA3 DOMAIN-CONTAINING TRANSLATION REGULATORY FACTOR 2. Lineage: Eukaryota; Viridiplantae; Streptophyta; Magnoliopsida; Fagales; Juglandaceae. Bases 722 to 2953 code for a protein of 743 amino acids. Gene Ontology annotation, biological process: negative regulation of DNA-templated transcription. The record is from RefSeq and is a predicted model, not a curated record. The transcript is spliced from 5 exons.